CAAUCUUGUCAACUUCUCAUACAUUUUUCUAGUUUCAAUCUUCUCUCCACAAUGGCUGCAUCAUCUCUACUGCUUCCAUUAGUUUCACUGAAUCAACAGCUGUCUCUUGAUUCGUCGUCGUUGAAGCGCUCAUCCUCUUUUUGUUUCGGGGGCCUUAAACAUGGACUUCGACGUCCUAAUCUCGAUAAAUCUAAGGUUUCUAUGAGCGUAUCAGUUGGAUACACCACUGCGAUUGACGAUGCAUUGUUCACCGAUUACAAGCCUACCACCGCUUUCCUUUUCCCUGGUCAGGGUGCACAAGCGGUUGGAAUGGGACGGGAGGCUCUUAAGGUACCAGCUGCCGCAGAGUUGUAUAGUAAGGCUAAUGAAGUCUUAGGGUUUGAUAUAUUAGACGUUUGCAUUAACGGGCCAAAAGAAAAGUUGGAUUCCACUGUUUUCACUCAGCCAGCUAUAUAUGUUACUAGUCUAGCUGCAGUAGAGAUACUACGUGCUCGCGACGGUGGUCAGCAGAUAAUCGAUUCUGUUGACGUUACAUGUGGAUUAAGUUUAGGAGAAUACACCGCUCUUGCAUUUGCUCGAGCUUUUAGCUUUGAGGAUGGUCUCAAGCUGGUCAAACUAAGAGGUCAAGCAAUGCAGGUAGCGGCAGAUGCUGCUAAAGGUGCUAUGGUCAGCAUUAUCGGACUAGAUUCAGAUAAGGUGCAACAACUCUGUGAUGCAGCCAAUGAAGAAGUCGAGGAAGCCGAAAAAGUUCAAAUUGCAAAUUUCUUAUGCAAUGGAAACUAUGCAGUCUCAGGAGGGGUAAAAGGAAUUGAAGUUGUGGAAGCAAAAGCAAAAUCGUUUAAGGCUCGAACUACGGUGCGCCUUGCUGUCGCUGGGGCCGCCCACACCAGAUUCAUGGAUCCAGCUUUAUCGCAACUGGAGUCCGCUUUGUCAGCAACCGAAAUCAAAACUCCAAGAAUACCAGUUAUAUCUAAUGUUGAUGCACAACCACAUGCUGACCCCGAGACAAUCAAGAAAAUCUUGGCUCGCCAGGUUACAUCACCGGUUCAGUGGGAGACAACGGUAAAGACACUUUUGUCGAGGGGACUAGUCAAGAGUUACGAACUCGGACCUGGAAAGGUUAUUGCCGGGAUUGUUAAGAGAAUGGAUAAAACAUCGCUAGUUGAGAACAUUAGUGCGUGAACGCGGGCUUGAUUUGUUGCCGUUUUACAAUAAUUGAUGAAAUAAAGCUUUUUGGUAAGAGUAUAUAUAAAGGGAUCAUGGAGCUUAUACAAUGCAAAUCGAUGUAGUGAUCAUAAGCUUUGCUAGUAAUUGUAUUUGGAUCAUGAUGAUUAUAUGCACUUUGAGUGAUGAUUAUUGUGUUUUAUUUUAGAGU
Helianthus annuus (common sunflower) is the source of this 1375-nucleotide messenger RNA. Its product is annotated as malonyl CoA-acyl carrier protein transacylase. Gene Ontology annotation, molecular function: [acyl-carrier-protein] S-malonyltransferase activity. The transcript is spliced from 10 exons. Lineage: Eukaryota; Viridiplantae; Streptophyta; Magnoliopsida; Asterales; Asteraceae. The record is from RefSeq and is a predicted model, not a curated record. The annotation marks the transcript as partial.